This is a messenger RNA of Aspergillus steynii IBT 23096, 1498 nucleotides long. Its product is annotated as wax synthase family protein. The transcript has 2 exons. The record is from RefSeq and is a predicted model, not a curated record. The coding region runs from base 22 to 1320 and encodes 432 amino acids. NCBI's taxonomy places the organism in Eukaryota, Fungi, Ascomycota, Eurotiomycetes, Eurotiales, Aspergillaceae.
CCCCGAUCUAGACCCCGGAUCAUGUUGACCGUGUUGCUGCUGGCCGUCGCGUUGUUUUUCGGCGACAAAACCCUGGCUGCUCCUUAUGUCAGAUGCAUCCUGGCCCUUGCCAUUCUAUGCAGUGCAACCCACGCCGUCAUCUCCCCGCCUCCCUCUUUUUCCGCCUUUUUCAAGUACUCCAAUGCCUUCCUCUCGGGGGCCUUUGUUAUUCGCGCUGUCGAGCUGCUGCUGGUCUAUGACCUGCCUCGCCUGAAGCGCCUUGGCAGCGUCGCCGCUUCGGCCUCGCCACCCAAGUAUGUCUGGAAACCUCUUCCGACCGCGUUGGGCGCGACUCGCUUUCUGUGGAUCUGCGAUCUCCUCGUCAAUCCGCGAGCCAUCGGUUGGAACUACGGACCCGUCCGAUAUCUGCCGCCCCUUCGCGAUCACCGCCAGAGCAAGAAGGCCUUUGAUGACGUCAACUCCAUAGACCAGGGCGCCGAGGUAUCCCCGGCCACCUUCUCCAAAAGGCAGCUUCGACGCAUUGUUUUCGGUUAUCUCAUUCUGGAUGCUUACCAGUCGACGUUUGGGAGGAAUUAUCUUGCGCUUUGUGAGACCCUCGCGUCGGCAGCAACGGCCGGCUGGGGGUCUCAGAUCUCCACGGAGGCCAGCGAAAUUCUAGUCCGAAAGUACCUCUUCGGUCCAGUCUGCUGGCUCACCUCCUACGCCUUUGUUGACGGGGUCCAUGCAUUGUUUGGUCUGGUCGGCGUCGGCGCCCUCGGGAGCAUCGCUCCCAAGCUUUCCGCGGAACCAUGGAUGUAUCCGCCAUUGUUUGGUCCGGUGCAAUCCCUCCUCACCUUCCGCCUACGAGAUAUCUGGGGCAAGUUCUGGCAUGACCUCUGCCGCCGCCCCUUCCUCGCCCUGUCUAUCUCGCUCAUCCCCAAAUCGUCGCCCCCGUACUUGAAACAGCUCAUUGUCCUGUACACUUCGUUCACUCUCUCCGGGGUGAUCCACGCGCUUGGCUCCUAUGCCGUCUCCCGCAACCUGCAGGCCGCGGGCAUGAUGAUGUUCUUCUUCUUCGUCCUGCCCACCUGCAUCGCCUUGCAGCAGAUCAUCUCAAGCGAGUUGUUACCUCGCUUGAUUCCUCGAAACCGGGCCUCUCGGGCCAUGAUCUUGGUCCUAAACGCGGCGUUCGUCUGGGCGUGGGCGAAUCUGACCUGUCCCUGGUUCAUUGAAUAUAGCAUGUUGCCGCAGUCGAUGGCAUCGAUUCCGGUGCCGUUCAGUUUCUGGGGGUGGGUUUGUCGCAGUCACACCCCAGACUUUGCUUUGGCAGGGUUGCGGUAAGAACCCGACUCUACAGAGUGAUCAUUGAUCAUUUUUGUUUCUUGAAUAGAAGCGCUGCCAUUCUAAAACUAGAUCGCUGAGCAUCGUUGCAUCACGGCAUACGUGAGCGUUCUUUUCCUGUCUUGCGACAAGAAAUCAUAUAGAGAAGCGCCUUGGUUUGGUCAAAAGUCAGUUGGAU